CGCCGUUCACACAGAUCACAGACGCACCCGGAGGACUUUAUACCACCCUCUCUCCCCUCUCUGGCUCAUUUUGGUGAACAGGAUUUACAUGCUGCCAUCUUGCUCCCUCUCAGCAAAUAAACUAGGAGAAGCAAAACACCUCCUCUUCCACGCCUCCUUUUCUCUUCCCACCUUCUCGUCCUGCUGUCACCUUUUUCUGCCUCUUUGAGGAGGUAAUCCCCAACCAGCAGCUCCCCGCUCUUUGCCUCAGACUCUCUCUCUCUCUCUGCCACCACCCCCCCUUCCUUCCCUCCCCCCUCUUCCUCUCGCUGGGUGCCAGAGGAGCUCCAGUGUGAGCGAGCUCCAGUUCCAGCUGGCCUCCCCACUGCGCUGCUGGUAUGGCGGACUCUCCUCUUAACCACUCCUGGCCCUCCUUCUCCAAACUCUGGAUGAAGAGAUGGUCCUUCAAGAGAGCAUCAGAGAGCAAGUCAUGUAGCCAGCCCUGUGGGCCCCCCAGCGGCCAGCUCAGCAUCCAGCCUCAUGCUCCCAGUGGGACAGGAUCGUCCUCCUCGCUGUCUCCUGCCUCUGUCACUGAGGAUGUCUUCUUUGGUAGCACCAAUGAAGACCAGGAUACGUGUUCAGUAGUCAGCGACUACGACUGCCCCUGUGCAGAGGUGAGCAACAGCGUGGAGGACCUGCUGCGCCUCAGCUCCUCUCUCAGAGACUCUGAGUACUUUAAAGACCUGGAGGGAGGGAUACCGGUUUCACAGUCUACUGCAUCCUCAGUAACCACAGUCCCAGAGAGCAAAACCCCAGCUGUUGUGUCUCCAAACACAGACAGUCCUUCCAUCAACCAACCUGCACAGACUUCUCCGACCACACACUCCCCUCAGGUCAAUGCACCACCUCCCCCCUACUAUAUAGAUCCUGCAGUGGAACCUCAUCACAACUUUGUGGUCACUCAGCUUACUCCAAAAUUAUUGCCAGGUUGUAUUAUUGACAGCGGUGACUGCUCAGGCCCUGCAGUCGGCCUUAGCUUGACAAUUAAUCUGAAUGGACUAUUGGGAACAAUGGAAACAGCCACAGGAAUAACAGGAUCAGAGGAAGUAAAGGAGCAACCCGUUAUGGAUUUAGACAGUGAGCCGGAACUUGACAGCUUUCCUAUUCUGGUCAGAUCCAUGUCAACGUCUCGGAGGCACAGCUGGGGUGUCCCCGUGUCCCCCAUUAACCUGGGAAGGAGACUGAGUCUGGAUACCAUGGCCAUGGACAGCGAUGGAGAGAGGGAUGAUGAUGACGAGGGGGGCCAGAAAAGUCUCUUCCAGUCCAACCAGCAGCAGACCCACAGCUGUGCAGCAUGUCCUGAAGAUGAAACAGACGGUCCCAAGCUGAGGGUCCCCUGUCCAAGAGCCAGGGUCACUAGCAUGGCCUGCGGUGCGCCUGGCAGGCAUCUGUACUCCCGCUCAGAGAUCCUCGCCACAGAUGAGUGUUCCCGUGCUGCACACAUUUCUCGCGUCGUGCAGACAUCCAAACAGGCCGCGCAGGCUGCAGGAGCGGAGGAGUUCGACCCUGAAGAAAACCUACAUUCUUCUGAAGGACAGAGCCAUAUAGCAAAGCAGAGGAACAACAGAUCAGACACCAAAGAGUCAGGAAAUGUAACUUGGUACGAGUUCCUCUCUAAUGAGAAUGAGGAUGAGGAGGAUCGUUCAGAGAAGGUGGAGAAAGGCACCAAGGUGAAGAGGACUCUCAGCUCUCUGAGGAACAGGAUGGCCGGUUCCUUCAAUAAAGAUAAGGGUAAGAACCGAGAAAAAGAGCAGCAGAGAGAGAAGGGGAAGGAAGCCAAAGAGAAAGUGUGCGGCGGCGGCGGCAACAGGCAUUAUCUGGUGCCAGGUUCUUUCUCCAGCUGUGCCACCUGCUCACUGUGUAGCAAGACCCUGCAGAAAAAGCAUGGCCUGCAGUGCAUGAAUUGUGCUGUGAACGUUCACAAGAGCUGCAAGUCUCUGCUGGGCGAGUGCACCAGCAGCAGGAAUAAGAGAGAUUCUCUACCGAGGACUGGCUCAUCAGGAUCGCCUCACUUUGCAGUAAAUUACCGGGACAGAGAGCGGGAGCAUUUGGGCCCAGCCUCAUCACAGGCCCUGGAUGGCCACGCAGGUUUUUCCAGCACCCCAGGCAUGACCAUUAGUCCGUGGGGUCCUAGCACUCAGCCAACUGCCGCCUAUUCCACCAGCUCCACCGCUGUCCUUGCCUCUAGCCUUGGCCACAGCCUCCGUCACCACAACAGCUCAGGAUCCCUCCCUGGGGAGAUGGAUGAGACAGAUGCUCUCCGCUCCAAACGCUGCAACGAAGACGCCAUUUCCCUCGCUCCCUCCACCACUGAGUCCAUCAUCGUCGAAGAUGCUCACUAUGCAGCAGUACGGGCUGAUCUGGAAUCUGAUGCGCAGGACAUGGAGGCAGAGUCAUGGAGUUUGGCAGUUGACCAGCAGCAUGUUAAGAAGCACUCUAAAGAAAUGGUGAAGAGACAGGAUGUAAUAUAUGAGCUGAUGCAGACGGAGAUGCACCAUGUGCGAACUCUGAAGAUAAUGCUGCGUGUGUACGUCCGGGAGUUGAAGGAGAACCUCCAGAUGGACUCGGGCAGGCUGGACUGUCUGUUCCCCCGCUUGGAAAACCUCCUCGAACUUCACACACAUUUCCUGUCUCGUCUCAAAGAGCGGCAGCGAGAAAGCCUCAUCUCGCCCAAUGACAGGAACUACACUAUCAACAGAGUGGCAGACAUUCUGAUCGCACAGUUCUCGGGUGAAAUAGGCGAGAGGAUGAAGGAUAGCUAUGGAGAUUUCUGCAGCCACCACACUGAGGCUGUCAGCUACUACAAAGAACAGCUGCACAACAACAAAAAGUUCCAGAACAUCAUACGGAAAAUCAACAACCUGUCCAUUGUGCGGCGGUUAGGAGUGACUGAGUGUAUUUUGUUGGUGACACAACGCAUAACCAAGUACCCAGUACUAGUGGAGCGCAUUCUGCAAAACACUGAAGCGGGUACAGAGGAGCAUGAGGAUCUGACUCGGUCCCUGGGUCUGAUCAAAGACACCAUCGUUCAGGUCGACACGCUGGUUAAUCUGUACGAGAAGAACUCUCGACUCCGAGAAAUACACAACAAGAUGGAGCCAAAGGCACUGGGAAAAAUCAAGGAUGGCCGAGUGUUUCGCAGGGAGGACCUGGCACAGGGGAGGAGACGACUGCUGCACGAGGGCACAGUCAACUGGAAAGCUGCUUCUGGCAGGCUUAAAGAUAUUCUUGCAGUGCUCCUGUCGGAUGUGUUGCUCUUGCUACAAGAGAAGGAUCAGAGAUAUAUAUUUGCUACAGUGGAUAACAAGCCGUCAGUGAUCUCUCUUCAGAAGCUAAUUGUCAGGGAAGUGGCCCAUGAGGAGAAAGCCAUGUUUCUUAUCUGUGCCUCCUCCAAUGAGCCAGAGAUGUAUGAGAUCCACACCACCUCCAAGGAGGAGCGAAACAGUUGGAUGGCACAGAUACGACAAGCUGUUGAGAGCUGUCCUCACACAGAAGAGAGGCUGUUCAGCGAGGAGGAAGAGGCAAGAGCUUUCAGGUUCAAAGAAUUUCAAGAGCGGCUGAGCCAGAAGGAUGCAGUGAUCACCCAGGCUCUUACGGAGAAGCUGCAGCUGUUUGCAGACAUGGCAGAGUCUGUGGCAGGUCCAGAGGACACAGCUUCACGUACCAGACUUCUGCUCCGAGGAGAUGCCUCAGACCUCCAGCAGGGGGAGGCCCUGCUCAAAGGAGCUAUCACUGAGGUGGAGAACCUCCAGAACCUGCUGCAGUCUGGGGUGAUUGAGGAGGCUCCAACCUCGCGGCUGGAGGAAGGGGGCGGCUCUGGGGUUCUGCCCAAGCGAGCGGAUACAUUUGGUGGCUAUGAUAGCAGCCCCGCCAUCCUUAGUAAGAAUGGCAGUGUGAAGAAGAACUUUUCUUGUGAGUCCAGAAACAGAGACAGAAGCCAGAGAGCCAGCUCUGACCCUCAGCUCAAAGACCUCUGCGGCAGCCACACCCUGGAGCAGACGGUUGAUGAGAGCUGCUGCUCUCCUGCCAGAUGGAACCGCAUCUGGUCCAACUCCUUCCCCGAGGCUGAGUUCUUUGACAGCGUUCUGAUGCUCUCCCAAAGGCUCUACAGUCUGCAGGCCAUCAUUUCACAGUGGGACAGUCACAUUGAGCUUCAGCGGGCCUCCCUGCCCGGCCGCCACAGAGGGAACGUGCUCCUGGAGCAGGAGAAACAACGGACUCUGGCCCUGCAGAGAGAAGAGCUGGCCAGCUUCCACAAGCUGCAGUCUCAGCACCGGCAGGAGCAGCAGCGCUGGGAGAGGGAGAGGGAGAGGCACCGGCAGCAGGUGGAGGCCACCGAGGCCAGGCUCCGACAAAGGGAGGAGGAGUGCAGACGGCUGGAGGAGCAUCUGGCAGAAGAGAGGAAGGAGCUGGAGAGUCAGAGGGAGAAGUACCAGCAGGACCUGGAGAGGCUCAGAGAGUCCACCAGAGCUGUGGAGAAGGAAAAGGAACGCCUGGAACACCAGAAGAAGAUCAAGAGGAAGACUAUUGAGGUGACUCCUCUGUCCGGCAGUCUGAACGGGGAGCUCCUCAUGUCCUCUGGCCUCGCCACCUCCGCCGGUGUCGCCGACCUACCCCUUCCUCAGAAGCCCCUGGUGCGCGGCAGCCUGUCUGUCGCACCGGCCGACUACCCGGAGCGCCCCGAAGUGAUGCUGCGGCGGGAGACGAGCUCCUCCGCCCUGCCGCUGAAGACGGAGGUGCCCCUCCAUCUCUUCAGCACCACCAAUCAGCUGCACAAGCCGGUGGGGGUGCAGCAACAGAUUCCCACCAAGCUGGCCGCCUUCAGCAGCGGCAAAGGGAAAGGAGGCAAGAUCGGCAAAGCCUCACAUCGCACUGACAGCACUGCCUCAGUGGAUAUGAAGCAGAUGCUGCCACUGAAGCUGUCUGCCCGAGACGACAACGCCCUCAAGGCCAAGCGCUCCAUCAGCCCCCACCAGCAGCUCCCGCUGUCAGCCCCUCCUCAGCCUCUCUCCCUGCAUCACCAUGCCGAUCAACUCAGUCCUCCAGACAACGCUGGGCCAGACACCCAGUCCACCUCCUCCAUCAGCACCUCCCACCCUCCAAGUAUUCAGAAACCCCCCAUGCCCCCUGCACAGUCCCAUCCUCAGCCCUGCAUGCAGCCUCCCGCCAUCCCUCCCCACUCGCAGAGCACCGGCUCCCUCCAGUUCCAGGCCCAUCUGCAGCCGCAGGGCCUCAGUCCGAAUGUCCAGGUCAACGUUCAUGGCCUCAGCCACAGCCACAGCAUGCCGCCACCCUACAAGAUCAACACAGAGGACCUCAACAAGGAGGACGUCAUCUUCUUCUAAACUCAAGUCUGCAGCCCUCAGAUCAACCGCUGAAGAAUCAUGCGAUGGUUGCUGGUCCCAGAUCAACCGCGUGUCCCAUUCCAAGGAGCCGCAUGCAUGCGAUAAUGUGAUGUUGGUGGUAUGUUCAGUGCAGGAAGGUGUGCUGUUAUUGAGGUUUGAAUAAGGUAGUUUAAAUAUCUGUACAAAGAUGCAGCAGUCCAUAGCAGAGAGCAGAGACUAAGUCAGCACUAUAGUGGUCCAUGCAGAAAGAAAUGUUAUUGAAGAAUGAUGCCAGUUGUAUUUUAACACUGCUACCCCAGCUUUGUUUUUAAGCUGCCACAGUUUCUUUUUUAUUUAAUUUUUUUUUGUUUCAUUUCUUAACUCAAGAGGACGACACGUAUAAAGAGGAAACCUCUGGCAAAACAAAGGUUCCUUGUAACGUUUAUGAAAAAGUUUAAAUUAAGUUAUACCAAUCCAAAGACAUUAGCCAUGAGAGCUGGAGGGGAUUUGACUGAAAGGAACGAUGUGAACGAACAGAUUGGUGAUUUUCAGGAGACUCUGAUCAGGCUGGUUAAAAGGGAAAGGUACAGUGACUUAAACGUCUGCUUCUACUGGACCUGGACCCACAAGAAACGAUUCAAGGACCUCUGAGAUGAUCCAACUCUUGAUACAUGAACACUCUCUGCUUGGUGUUUCAUUUGCACAGUGUAAAUACUCCAUUCAAGACUAAUGAGUGAACUUUUAUGGACUGAAUGUGUAUUGUUUGGUUGUACAGUUUUUUCUUGUUCUUCUUAACCAUGCUUAUUACACAAGGCUGAACUUGUGGAGUACAUUUCUAGGUUUGCCGCUGGUUGUGAAAACUGACUUUGGUCAGCAGAUUAGAAACAAACAUGUUUUUUUUUCCCCAGGCUGUUGUGUAAUAAUGCUUCAUUUCAAUUAAGGGAGAGCUUUUAGCAAAAUCUUUUUUUUUUUUUUUCCCAACUCUUGCAAAGUGAGGCAAACUCAGGGAUGCCUUUGUUGUGUCUGUACAGUUUAAAGUUUACUUUAGGUCUUUUUUUGCAUUUCUUAGCAGGCAUUUCUUUACUGUGCACUCCUUAUCUGUGCAUUAUUAAUAUUUCUAAACACCAUUUCAGAAAUGCACAAAGUUUUAUUUGUGAGCACAAACAAGUAGGUUAGCCUUUUGUCAUACAGAAAUUUGCAGCCGAGAAAUAUGUUAACUCGGACUUGUACUUAAAUUGAAUUAGCCUUCAGCUUGCAGAGUUUAAAGGCAUUUUAGCCGAGCUGCUGUCGACCACAUAGACAUGCAGGAAAUGAGCUGGACUUCUCAGCAUGCUGUACGUUGUAGCUGUCAGAAAGGCCUCACUGAGUUUGUCUCACUCUGGGUCACAAAAACAAUCCGUUUAAAAGAAGCAUCUGUGAGAAAACAUGUUACUACAGUUUGCUGUAUAUUCAUGCUGAAUGAAACCCUUCUCUGCUUCAGCAGGGGAAAGAGGAAAAUUUGAGGUAACAGGCUAUCACAACAGGAAAAUUGUAAACAGAGUUGAUAUGUACUGAAAAUAUUGAAAUCCACACUCAUACUAAUAGAAAGUAUAACUUCAUGGUUUUGCACUAGACCAUCCAAUAGAUUAAAAGCCUCUCUGUGCUCCAAACUUUACCAGUUGAGGUUAUACAGACGACGGCGAGGCCUAAAUGUGCAUCGAGGAGCACAGUGUUAAAACGUUUCUAUCUCUCAGAAUGAGUCAUUCUGAAAUGAUUUCAGCCCUCCACUUCAGCGCUGAUUCUUCUCUCAAGCCAGGUAAUGAAAAGUUCCUUUGAUUGACAGGUCAUGUCUUUGAGGAAGCUCUUGUCUCUGCACCUCAUUUUGCUGACUCGACUGAACAUUUUUCAGGAUGGGGUCAUCUUAGCUACGCCGGUAUAUCUUUGAGAUAUAUAUGAAGAUGUCUGUUUUAAUUGAGACCCUGAGGCCUCAUUGACAAUGUGUUUUAUUGAUCGCUGAUGACGUUUCAUUAGCUGCGUCUUUAAUCUCUGUGCCUGACAGAAAAGCGGUACUGUGACGGGGACAGUGGUCCCGCAGCAAAAACAACAAUCAGCGCUUGUCUAAAAUAUCAGCCUCUUAUCUUUCUGCACAGGAGAAAUAUAGUGAUGUUUAUCACGUUUUCUGUCUCUGUAUUUACACAAGAACCCUUUAAAUCAUGAAGUCGUUGACACAUUAAUGUGUUCAGUGUCUGUAGAAGGAAAAAUGUCAGAGGAGCUUUUUGUCUUUCUCCAAAUAAGCUUGUCUCUGAAGCUGUCGAUCACUAGCUGGAGCUUGAGCAGGUUUUCUGCGUGUUGUUAUGUAUAUUAUGUAUAUUGUUGUACAUACUGUUUGUGAUAUCUUCUGCAGCGGCUGCCCCAUGCAUUGUUGUAUUAGGAACGGAGGCAUUUGACAUGAAUCAAGAUGCAAAAGUCAGCCAAAAGACUAUUUGUGCAUAUGUGUAUAUACACUUAAAAUACACACAUGGUGUGUAUGUACAAUACGGCGCGCCGUGCUUCGAUAGUCUCGUGGCAGUUUAAUGAAAGCACAAUCAUUCGUCGCUGUUGUUUAAAUGAGCUGAAAGCGAAGGCGUGCGUAUUUAACCUCCCUCUGUGUGUUGACGUUGUGGCGUUGAAGUCGAGGUGCGCCGUCUUUCGUCGCUCUCCUGCGAUUCACGAGUGAUGUUUCACCAAGAUUAUGUAGCAGUUGUGAAAACUAAAUCAUCUGCUCGUUUCAGUUGGUUAAACCAAAGACGUUCGGCUGACUGGGUUCUCGCUGUGCUCCCGUAUGAAGGAUAAAUGACACUGUGCUGGUCGUGUGGUCGUCCACAAAGUGUUCUUACUUGUGACAACAUCCUGCAGGGAGCGUCCCCAUGAAGUGUGUUCACAGCACAUUGUAGUCCAGCACAUAUCCUGCUUCAGGUCUAAGUUGUUUUAUUUUAUUUUACUUUUUUUUGUUUGUUUGCUUUUUUGCAUCCUCACAUCCAGAUCAAACAUAUCUCUCAGUGUACACAAACAAAUCAGAUUUAUGUACAUCACCUCUUAAACACAACAAGAAUGCAAUAUAAUGUGCAUGUGAACACACUUGGUGGUUUUAAGUGGGUGGAACCCUAUAGAACUUACAUAUUUUUCCAGACUAUUACAAACUGGAGGUCCAGUUACAAGCCUUUUCCCCCCAGAGCUUUCAACCAUAUCACAUGGUCCUCUUCAACAUAGUUAAGCUGAGAAGUCCUAAAAGUGCUAUUGGUGAAAUCAUGGCAGCUUUUGAUCGUGCAUGUCAUGACAAGUGAGCAGACCCCCUCUGCUGAUGAAGACCAUGCAAUGCAGUCGAAAGCUUCGGGAAGACUGGAGCUUGGAGUGCGAUUGUUGUUGUACCAGAAUGACCUUUGAUGCUUGACUCGAUGUUUCCAUGUCUGUCCAAUUUCUCAUUUUUCCACGUGUCUCCUUCAGUUCUGAAUGAGAGAAAGGCGGUGUAAGAGCACUUCAGCUGUGCUCCGGGUGUAGUCAGCCUCAACAGGAGAGGUGGAUGCUGCCUAUUGGUGCCACAGUUUGGAUCAACUCAAGUCUUAAAUGUCCUUGUGUGUGCGUGUGUGUGAGUGUGUGUGUGCCACCAAAAAAUCAGCCGAAACAUUUCUAACCGACCUGGGUUUUGUUUUGUUUUUUUAAUUCUCACACACGUUGGACCUGUCAUGUGUAAAUAAUCAUGUUUUAUUUCCUCUGCCAAUUUCACACUAGUCACUUUGGAUAGUAGCAUACUUGAAGGGGAAAAUGAAUGUUUAUAAUGCUUAUUGUUAUUGUCCGUGAACUUUUAUUUACCAAGAGCUGUCUAAUGACAUUUGUAGCACACAGCAAGACUGAUUUUUGUACCAUUUCAUUUCAUUCACUGCGAGACAUUAGAAGGACCUGUGGACACAAACUGCUGCCUUAGUUCAGUAAUAAAAAGUC
Messenger RNA from Chelmon rostratus (copperband butterflyfish), 9320 nucleotides. It is a transcript of the gene arhgef18b, whose product is annotated as rho/rac guanine nucleotide exchange factor (GEF) 18b. Lineage: Eukaryota; Metazoa; Chordata; Actinopteri; Chaetodontiformes; Chaetodontidae. The transcript is spliced from 32 exons. Gene Ontology annotation, biological process: small GTPase-mediated signal transduction. Gene Ontology annotation, molecular function: guanyl-nucleotide exchange factor activity. The record is from RefSeq and is a predicted model, not a curated record. Bases 378 to 5384 code for a protein of 1668 amino acids.